AUGGACGCGAAGAAAGAUGGGGGGGAUGGAGGGAAAGCCGAGGGGUCCGCUGGCUCGGCCAGAAAGAGAGGCGGGGGGGCGAAGAAGGCGAUGCAGGCCAACAAGUCUGCGAUGCGAGCCCCCCGAGCGCUCUGCUGCCUCACGCUCAGCAACCCCAUCCGCAUGGCCGCCCUCGCCCUGGUGGAGUGGAAGCCCUUUGAUAUUUUUAUUCUCCUCGCCAUCUUUGCCAACUGUGUGGCCAUGGGAGUGACCAAACCGUACCCCGACGACGACUCCAACGUCACCAACCACCAACUGGAACAAGUAGAGUACGUGUUCCUCGUCAUCUUCACCAUCGAGACCUUCACUAAGAUCCUGGCCUACGGUCUGGUGAUGCACCCGAGCGCCUACAUCCGCAGCGGCUGGAACUUACUGGAUUUCGUCAUCGUUAUUGUCGGGUUGUUCAGCGUGGCAGCGGAGGGCAUGACGGACCAUAAGCCCGGAGAGGCUCACCACGCGGCGGGGAAGCCUGGAGGUCUGGAUGUGAAAGCUCUGAGAGCCUUCAGGGUGCUGCGACCGCUACGACUGGUGUCCGGGGUGCCAAGUCUACAGAUCGUGUUGAACUCCAUCAUGAAGGCCAUGGUUCCUCUGCUGCACAUCGGCAUGCUGGUGAUGUUCGUCAUCAUCAUCUACGCCAUCAUCGGCCUGGAGCUCUUCAUCGGGCGGAUGCACAAGACCUGCUUCUCCUUGGGCUCAGGCCUCGUAGUGGAGGACGAUCCUUCGCCGUGUGCGUUCGCCGGCAGCGGACGCUUCUGUGACGGUAACGGUACGGAGUGCAGAGGGAGGUGGGAGGGGCCUAACGGAGGAAUCACCAACUUCGACAACAUCUUCUUCGCCAUGCUGACGGUGUUCCAGUGCAUCACUAUGGAGGGAUGGACAGACGUUCUCUACUGGAUGAACGAUGCCAUCGGGAUGGAAAUCCCCUGGAUCUACUUUGUCUCUCUGGUCAUCUUCGGAUCUUUCUUCAUCAUCAACCUCGUUUUGGGUGUGUUGAGCGGAGAGUUCUCCAAGGAGAGAGAGAAGGCGGUGGCUCGGGGCGACCUGCAGCAAGCUCAGGAGAGCAAACAGAUGGAGGAGGACAUGAUCGGAUACAUGGACUGGCUGAUCGAGGCCGAGGACGUGGACGAGGAGGGGAACAAACGUGCUGCGAUCGCGAAGAAGAAGAUGAUGAAGAAGUUCGGCUGGUACAAGCACAGUGAGGACGGAGGAGAGUCAGACUCAGACGAUGACAUCGCGUACCUCGACGACGACAACGGCUUCUGUGCGUCUCUCAUGGCGAAGAUGAUGGCCAAUAGCUUCUGUGACCAGUUGUGCCAGCUGAACCACACGAUGAGGAAGAACUGCCGAGUCGCGGUGAAGACGAGCAACUUCUACUGGCUGGUGCUGCUGCUCGUCUUCCUCAACACGGUGGCCAGCGCCUCUGAGCACUACGGGCAGCCCAAGUGGCUCACAGAGAUGCAGGAGCGGGCAAACAAGGUCCUGCUGCUCCUCUUCACUCUGGAGAUGCUGUUGAAGAUGUACGCCUUCGGCCUGCAGAUCUACUUCAUCGCGCUCUUCAACCGCUUCGACUGCAUCGUGGUGUUUGGGGGGAUCCUGGAGACGCUGCUGGUGGAGAUGGAGUUCAUCCCCCCCAUCGGCAUCUCCGUGCUGCGCUGCAUCCGCCUGCUGCGCGUCUUCAAGAUGACCCGGCACUGGGCGGCUCUGUCUGACCUGGUGAACUCUCUGCUGAACUCCAUGAAAGCCAUCUUGUCUCUGCUGCUGCUGCUCUUCCUCUUCCUCAUCAUCUUCGCUCUGCUCGGCAUGCAGCUGUUCGGAGGAAAGUUCAACUUCGACGAGACGCAGAUGAAGAGGAGCACCUUCGACUCGUUCCCUCAGGCUCUGCUCACCUGCUUCCAGAUCCUGACCGGAGAGGACUGGAACGCUGUGAUGUACGACGGCAUCAUGGCGUACGGAGGACCCAUCUUCCCCAACAUGGUGGUCUGCAUUUACUUCGUCAUCCUCUUCGUCUGCGGUAACUACAUCCUGCUGAACGUCUUCUUGGCUAUCGCUGUGGACAACUUGGCAACAGGAGGUGGCGGGAAAGCAGUAGUGGAGGAGAAAAAGGACGACGAGGAAGAGUGGGAUGAUGAUGAAGAGAAAGAGGAAGAAGACACAGGGGCUGAAGAGGACGACUGGCAGGAGAACGAGGAGCUGAGGGCGAUCGAGGGUCUGGAGGGAGUUGCUCCGAUAAAGCCUGAGUUCUCGGGGCCAAAAGAGAAGAUCGUCCCGAUCCCGGACGGAAGCUCCUUCUUCAUUAUGGGAAAGAAAAACUGUUUACGUGUCGCCUGCCACAACCUCAUCCAUCAUCCGUACUUCACCAACUUAAUCCUCGUCUUCAUCAUCCUCAGCAGCAUCUCUCUGGCUGCUGAGGAUCCCAUCAAGUCUCACUCAUUCAGGAACAUCGUGCUCGGCUACGCUGAUUAUGUUUUCACUUCAGUCUUCACCGUGGAGAUUGUACUCAAGAUGACGGUGUAUGGCAUGUUUCUGCACUCCGGCUCUUUCUGCAGGAACGCCUUCAACCUCCUGGACCUGCUGGUGGUCGGAGUGUCGCUCGCCUCCUUCUUCCUACAUUCGAGUGCGAUCUCAGUGGUAAAGAUCCUCAGAGUUCUCCGAGUGCUCCGACCUCUCCGAGCCAUCAACAGAGCCAAAGGACUGAAGAACGUGGUGCAGUGUGUGUUCGUGGCGAUCAAAACCAUCGGAAACAUUUUAGUCGUCACGACGCUGCUGCAGUUCAUGUUCGCGUGUAUCGGAGUCCAGCUCUUCAAGGGCAGAUUCUACAGCUGCACAGAUGAAGCCAAACACAAUCCUGUUGAGUGCAGAGGGACGUUCGUGGUGUAUAAAGACGGAGACAUGAACCACCCGAUGGUGAAGGAGAGGAUUUGGGAGAACAGUGACUUCAACUUUGACAACGUGCUGAUGGGGAUGCUGGCUCUGUUCACCGUGUCCACGUUUGAAGGCUGGCCACAGCUCCUUUACCGAGCCGUGGAUGCCAACGCCAUCAACCGAGGUCCGAUCUACAACUACCGCGUGGAGAUCUCCAUCUUCUUCAUCAUCUACAUCAUCAUCAUCGCCUUCUUCAUGAUGAACAUCUUCGUGGGUUUCGUCAUCAUCACCUUCAGAGAGCAAGGAGAGGUCGAGUUCAAGAACUGUGAGCUCAACAAAAACCAGCGUCAGUGUGUGUACUACGCUCUGAAAGCUCAACCCAUAAAGAUUUAUAUUCCUAAAAUUGCGUCGCAGCUCAAAUUCUGGAGGAUUGUCAACUCCAGCCAGUUUGAGUACAUCAUGUUUGCUCUGAUUCUGGGGAACACGCUCACUCUGGCCGUGCAGCACUACGAGCAGUCGAAGCUCUUCACCUCCGUCAUGGACAUCCUGAACAUGAUCUUCACCGUCAUCUUCACCUUCGAGAUGAUCAUCAAGCUGCUGGCUCUGCGUGUUCAUCAUUACUUCAUCGACCCCUGGAACUCAUUCGAUGCUCUGAUUGUCGUCGGCAGCGUGUUGGAUAUCGCCGUCUCCGAGCUCAGCGGAGGAGGAGGCCACGGGGAGGUGAGAGGGAAAGGAGAAAGUGGGAAAGUGUCCAUCACGUUCUUCCGGUUGUUCCGAGUGUUGAGGUUGGUGAAACUGCUGAGUAAAGGAGAGGGAAUCCGGACGCUCCUCUGGACUUUCGUCAAGUCGCUGCAGGCUUUGCCGUACGUCGGUCUGCUCAUCGCCAUGAUCUUUUUCAUCUACGCUGUGAUCGGCAUGCAGUCAUUUGGGAAAGUGGCCAUCGAUGAGGAAACACACAUCAACAGAAACUGUAACUUCCAGACGUUCUUCAUGGCUUGUCUGGUGCUCUUCAGGUGUGCCACAGGUGAGCAGUGGCAGGAGAUCAUGCUGGCGGCGUUGCCCGGGCGACGCUGUGACCCCGACUCGGACACGGAGCCGGGGGAGGAGUUCAGCUGCGGCAGCAACCUGUCCUACAUCUACUUCAUCAGCUUCUUCAUGCUCUGCGCAUACCUGAUCAUCAACUUGUUCAUCGCCGUCAUCAUGGAUAACUUUGAGUAUCUGACCAGGGAUUGGACGGUGCUCGGCACUCACCACCUGGACGAGUUCAAGAGGGUCUGGUCCGACUACGACCCCGAGGCCACCGGUCGUAUAAAGCACAACGAUGUCGUCACAUUGCUGCGAAGGAUUCAGCCUCCUCUUGGUUUUGGAAAACUGUGUCCUCAUCGUGUGUGCUGCAGAAGACUGGUGACCAUGAACGUCCCGCUGCACUCUGACGGGACGGUCACCUUCAGCGCCACGCUGUUCGCUCUCGUCAGAACUUCACUGAAGAUCAAGACUGAAGGCCCCAUCGACCAGCAGAACGAGGAGCUGAAGCUGAUCAUUAAAAAGCUGUGGAAACGCACCAAACCAAAGCUCAUCGAUGAAGUUAUUCCCCCACCUAGAGGUGACGAGGUGACAUGUGGGAAGUUUUACGCCAGCUUCCUGAUUCAGGACUAUUUCAAAAAGUUCCGUAAGAGAAAGGAGAGGGAGAGGAAAACCAAGAGGAAGGACAGGGCGGCUUCUCUGCAGAUGGGGCUGCGCUCGCUCCAGGAUUUGGCUCCAGAGAUUCGCAUGGCGAUGUCGUGCGACCUGGAGGAGGAGGAGGGGGUGGAGGGCGAGAUGGGGCACAACGAGAUCUUCCACAGCGAGCACGGGGACUCGGGGGCCUCCACGCCCCGCGACACGCCGCUGCCGCCCAUCCACAUGCUGGUGGAGCAGGUGACGGUACUCAUGGAGAGCGAGCCCAGCGAGGCGGUGGUGACGGAGCAGGUGACGGGGCUGCUGGAGCACCACAAGCCGGGGUCCGAGCUGGCAGGACUGGAGGUGGUGACGGAGCAGCCGCCCUGGUCCGAGCCCCUCCCCGUCAGGGUGGUCACCAUCACUGAGUAUCCUCCUCCUGCUCUUCUCGGCUCUCCUCCUCCUCCUCUGGAUUAUCCUCCUCCUGCAGAGAUUCCUCCGGUGGAGAUUCCUCCUGCAGAGAUUCCUCCGGUGGAGAUUCCUCCUGCAGAGAUUCCUCCGGUGGAGAUUCCUCCUGCAGAGAUUCUUCCGGUGGCUGUAGUUGAGGAGCCGGUGGUGGUGGAGGCUCCGGCUGAAGUACCUGAGCAGGUUCCCGUCAGUGAAGGAGAGCCAGCAGCUCCAGCACCAGUAGAAGGCUACGUGUAUCCAGAACCGGUCCCUCCAGCAGAACCUGAGCCCGUCUACAAUGAUCCGAGCCUGCAGAGAGUGGACAGCGUCGGGGAGACACCGUACAGCGUUCCUGAUGCUAACGGCUACGCUAACACUGACCCUAACAACUAUGCUAACACUGACCCUAACAACUACGCUAACACUGACCCUAACAACCCUAACCCUAACACUGACCCUAACAACUACGUUAGCACUGAUCCUAACAACUACGCUAACACUGACCCUAACAACUACGCUAACACUGACCCUAACAACUACGCUAACACUGACCCUAACAACUACGCUAACACUGAUCCUAACAACUACGUUAGCACUGAUCCUAACAACUACGCUAGCACUGAUCCUAACAACUACGUUAGCACUGAUCCUAACAACUACGCUAACACUGACACUAACAACUACGCUAAUACUGCUGCUAACGGUUACUCUAACCCUGCUGCUAAUGGUUACGCUCACCCUGCUGCUAGUGGUUACGCUAACCCUGCUGCUAACGGUUACGCAAACCCUGCUGGUAAUGGUUACGCUCACCCUGCUGCUAGUGGUUACGCUAACCCUGCUGCUAACGGUUACGCAAACCCUGCUGGUAAUGGUUACGCUCACCCUGCUGCUAGUGGUUACGCUAACCCUGCUGCUAUCGGUUACGCAAACCCUGCUGGUAAUGGUUACGCUAAUGGCUAUGCUAACAGUGGUAACGGUUAUAUUAGCGCCAACAUGAACGGAGAGGCUGUCACAGUGAGCCCCACUUCCUACUCUUCUAACGGGUACAACGGGAAUGGAUACAUCAGUAAUAAUGGUAGCAUCGUUAGCGCUAACGGUUCAGGAAGCACGAUGAACAGCGCUGGAAACGGCAGCAUGAUCAGCGGGUUCACCGGAAACGGAUUCCACGGAAAGGAGAACGCAUCCUCGUUUAUCAGGAGACGCAUUCUGCCUGCUCUACCAAAAGGCCGUAAACCUUCCUUUAACGUGCAGUGUCUGCAGCCGCAGAGCAGCAUGGACGACGUCCCCAUCCCGGGGUACCAUGGCAACAUAGGCCCCCCCAGAGCCCAAAUACAGAGCGUUCACAGUUUGGAGCGGACCGGCGCAAUGUCCUCGGCCUCCUGGGUGAACACGGCGACCGCGGGGCCCCCCCCCCACCCGGGGAUGAUCGCCCCCUCUGGACGCCGAGGGAAGCUCAUCUACACCCCGAUGCUCCGGAUGGACCAGGCCUCCGGACGCAGCCAGCCGAUGUGGAGCGACGGCAGCGCCAGCCUCCCCGCCGCCUCCCGGGCCGCCGCAGGCUGGUACCCCAGUCAGACCCGGACCCUCGGCAGCGUCAGGAUGCCCCCCGUCAGCCACAGGUACCUGGAGAAAGGGAGCGCAGACAGCCUGGUGGAGUCGAUCCUGAUCUCCGAGGGUCUCGGCGUCUACGCCCGGGACCCGAAGUUCGUGAACUUUGCGAAGCGUGAGAUCGCGGAGGCGUGUCACCUGAGUCUGGACGACAUGGAGAGCGCGGCGUCCGACCUCAUCGCCCGCGGAGCCAGCCAGUCCAUCUCUCGCUUCGAGGACGAGCUGGCCGACGAGAUGAACUGCGUGAUCUCUUACUGA
Trematomus bernacchii (emerald rockcod) is the source of this 6870-nucleotide messenger RNA. It is a transcript of the gene cacna1fa, whose product is annotated as calcium channel, voltage-dependent, L type, alpha 1F subunit a. Lineage: Eukaryota; Metazoa; Chordata; Actinopteri; Perciformes; Nototheniidae. The record is from RefSeq and is a predicted model, not a curated record. Gene Ontology annotation, cellular component: membrane; voltage-gated calcium channel complex. The transcript is spliced from 47 exons. Gene Ontology annotation, molecular function: high voltage-gated calcium channel activity. Gene Ontology annotation, biological process: calcium ion import across plasma membrane. Bases 1 to 6870 code for a protein of 2289 amino acids.